This is a messenger RNA of Didymosphaeria variabile, 1560 nucleotides long. RefSeq lists its product as uncharacterized. Lineage: Eukaryota; Fungi; Ascomycota; Dothideomycetes; Pleosporales; Didymosphaeriaceae. The record is from RefSeq and is a predicted model, not a curated record. Bases 1 to 1560 code for a protein of 519 amino acids. The transcript is spliced from 4 exons.
AUGGGCUCCGCACAGGAAGAAAUCUCUGUCGACGUCCUCGUUAUUGGUGCCGGUCCGACAGGUCUCGGUGCGGCAAAGCGACUCCACCAGAUCAACGGCCCCUCAUGGCUGAUUGUGGACUCGAAUGAGACGCCUGGUGGUUUGGCUUCCACAGAUGUCACCCCAGAAGGCUUCCUCUAUGAUGUCGGCGGCCACGUUAUUUUCUCCCACUACAAGUACUUCGACGAUUGCAUCGACGAGGCCCUCCCGAAUGAAGACGACUGGUACACGCACCAGCGCAUCUCGUACGUCCGCUACAAGGGCCUGUGGGUCCCGUAUCCAUACCAGAACAACAUUUCCAUGCUGCCAAAGGAGGACCAAGCGGCAGCUGUAGAUGGCAUGAUCGAUGCCGCUCUAGCGGCCCGCGUGGCCAACACCAAGCCCGCAGACUUUGAUGAGCACAUCAUGCGGACCAUGGGCGAGGGCAUUGCAAACCAGUUUAUGAGGCCAUACAACUUCAAGGUUUGGGCAGUUCCCCCAAAGAAGAUGCAGUGCGCAUGGUUGGGUGAGCGUGUCGCUACCCCAGAUGUCAAGAAGGUGGUGAACAACAUCAUCCACAACAAGACUGCCGGAGGUUGGGGACCUAACGCAACUUUCCGCUUCCCCGCGAAGGACGGUACCGGUGGUAUCUGGAUCGCCGUCGCCAAGACCCUUCCCGACUCGAAGAAGCGAUUCGGCGAGCAUGGCACCGUAACGAAGGUCGAUGCUAACGCCAAGCGUGUCACCUUCAAGGACGGAACCGUCGUCAACUACAACAAGCUCGUCAACACCAUGGCCGUGGAUGCGCUCGUAGAGCACAUGGGCGACAAGGAGCUUAUCGACCUCAGCAAGGAUCUCUACUACUCAAGCACGCACGUUAUUGGUGUGGGUAUUCGUGGAGAGCGACCUGAGCGUAUUGGCGACAAGUGCUGGCUGUACUUCCCUGAAGACAACUGCCCCUUCUACCGCGCCACCAUCUUCUCAAACUACUCCCCAUACAACCAGCCGCAGAAGGGUGUUAAGCUUGCCACCCAGCAGCUGGGCGACGGCUCAAAACCGAGCUCGUCCGAGCUCAAGGAUGGACCUUACUGGUCAAUCAUGCUUGAAGUCUCUGAAUCCAGCAUGAAGCCCGUGGACCAGAAGAACCUCCUCAAGGACUCCAUCCAGGGCCUCAUCAACACUGAAAUGAUUAAGCCCGGCGACGAGAUCGUUUCCACCUACCACCGCCGCUUCGACCACGGAUAUCCGACUCCAUCUCUGGAACGCGAGGGUGUUCUGACCAAGCUUCUCCCUGCGCUCCAAGACCGCGACAUCUGGUCGCGUGGCCGCUUCGGCUCAUGGCGGUACGAGGUCGGCAACCAGGACCACUCCUUCAUGUUGGGCGUCGAGGCCGUCGACAGCAUCGUCAACGGCGCCGUCGAGCUAACCCUCAACUACCCCGACUUCGUCAACGGCCGCCGCAACACGGAGCGACGUCUCCAGGACGGAGCUCAGCUCUUCGCCAACAAGAAGGCGGGCAUGCAGGUCGACACUGAGUUGUAG